AUGAGAUCUGAUCCAGUCUGGUUUUCUUUUUCUUUCACGCAGGGCGACAACGGCAUUCCAGGCGGACCGGGACGGUACGGCCGAAAGGGGGGCAAGGGAACUCCUGGUCUGCCGGGGCGUAAAGGGGAGCCCGGAUACUUGGAUGCUGGGAGCCCUGGAGACCCGGGUCAACACAGUGCGAAAGGGCCGCCAGGAGAUCAAGGUCCAUCCGGUCCGAAAGGAGAGAAGAGAUUUGAAGGUCGGUUGCACCAGAAGACGACAGGAGAUUCCUCUUUACCAGCUGUUAAUUGGCUCUACUUUAACAUUCUUGCCGACGCCGUUUCCGAGGCAAUCUCCUUCGAUUCCGGUGAAAAGCUCUAA
Molecule: messenger RNA, 360 nt
Organism: Protopolystoma xenopodis
Lineage: Eukaryota; Metazoa; Platyhelminthes; Monogenea; Polystomatidea; Polystomatidae
Source: the annotation of a GenBank genome assembly